AUGGAGGGCGGGCGGUUCCAAGAUUCAAAUUUGAGCGGGAAUUCUGGAUCGACAUCGGGACAGCAUGCGGCAGAUGAUUUGGAGAUUCUUGCGGAAGGAGAAGGUUCAGAUGGUAAGGACCCCGAUGAUCCCGUGAACUUGGGGGACCCAAGGGGAGGAACAACACCACGUGAAGAGCAGUUAGCACUAGACAGCGGGAAAGGAUUACAAACAAAUAUUAAUAGAAGAUGGCAUAACCAGUUUCAUAGGCCCAUCCAUGCAGCAGCUUAUUACCUCAAUCCAUCAUUUCGUUUCCGUGUUGAUUUCAAAGCGGAUGAGGAGGUUCUUAGCGGGCUAUAUUCAGUAGUACAACGGAUGGUCACUGAUACCACAGCUACACUUCUUGAGAUGGAUGCAUUUAAUAAUGCAUCAGGGGCAAUCUUUGCCAGCCAAUUGUGCAAAGAGGGUCGGACAAAAUUGCAGCCAGAUAGAUGGUGGCAAAUGUUUGGGCCUUCAACCCCAAACCUUCAAAAAAUUGCCAUCCGCAUAUUGAGCCAGCCGUGCAGCGCUUCUGGAUGUGAGCGCAACUGGAGCAUGUUCGAGCACAUCCACUCGAAGAGACAAAAUAGAUUGUCUGUGGAGAGGUUGAAUGAUCUAGUCUUUGUUCAUUACAACCUCCGUCUCAGGACCAGACAGAUUUUGGACGAUGACUCCUCUCCGAUCACUCUAGAGGAAGUCGACCCCGAGUCCGAUUGGCUCACUGAGUCCACCGAUCCAGCCUUCACUGAUGAGGACCUUGAGUGGGUUGACCAGGUAGACAAAGAGGCUGAGGCUGUGGCUAUGGCAGAGGAGGAGGAUAGAGCACGAUCAGGCACAGCACCUAUGGCUACUCAGACUGGCACAUCACAGGCAGAGACUAUGGCUACUCAGUCAUCCAGGACCUACCUUAGACGCCUUUGUAGGAGGCAGAUAGACGAGGCUGAGCCUGAGCCUGAGCCAUAGACUUGUUUUUUUUUA
Cryptomeria japonica (Japanese cedar) is the source of this 996-nucleotide messenger RNA. RefSeq lists its product as uncharacterized. The record is from RefSeq and is a predicted model, not a curated record. The coding region runs from base 1 to 981 and encodes 326 amino acids. Gene Ontology annotation, molecular function: protein dimerization activity. The transcript has 3 exons. NCBI's taxonomy places the organism in Eukaryota, Viridiplantae, Streptophyta, Pinopsida, Cupressales, Cupressaceae.